AUGAUUGUUCUUCAUGGAACCAGCCCUGAAAGCAUUCGCAGCCGGAUAGCAAAUGAGUUCUUUUCAGAUGAUGUUGGUGAUGAUCCCAACAAACAGAACAGACAGAAGUACAAGAAAUUGUUUUAUGCCUCCUGCUUUUUCCUAAUUGCUGUUCUAUUUUCGUUUCUCAAAGAUAUGUUUCUUGACUCUCUUCUCGCCCCGCGUAAUUUGCAAGAUGAGUUCGAUUCCCUUCAUCCAAGCUUAUACUUAUUAGUUGCUUCCCUUUAUUUACUUUCAGUAAGGGCUGUCGUGAGGUUUCGAUGUCGUAGAUUGCACCCUAGUCAGCCAUGUAUUAUCUGCAGUGUUUUUGGAGACAAACAAGAGAUUUUGCACUAUCUAAAGAACCAUGAAUAUUACGGCCGAAAAGAAAUGGAGAUGCAUCUGCUCUUGCUACCAUCUAUCGUCAAGAGAUGUUUCACUCAAACGUUUCGUAAAUGUAAUGAAGUUUUAGAUCGCUGUUGUCCGUCGUCACUUGUCUUUUCGUUUUUGCUAUUUCCGGUUUGGAUCACGGUAUACCUUGUAUAUGUUGUGGCUGUUUUGCUUUACUCCUCUCCUACGUCGACCUUUUACGAUAUGCUCAUGUACCAAAAUCCCAGUCGUCUAAAUAAGCGCCUUUUACUUUCCGGUUUUUUUGAAACGACUCUCCUUCUCUAUGGGUCCUUUUUCGUUGUUGUCGAAAUAGCAAACGAUUCAUUGACAAUUUUUAGAGGAUGCUUGCGGGGUUUGCCAAACUACCUUCCAAUUGCUUCCUUGGUAGCCGUUGCUGUUUUUUACCUUUGGAAGGUUUACAUCCCAUAUCCUAGAUACUACAACAAGCUCACAUUUAAACUGUCUGAACACUAUGGGAAGAAACAAGGAGACUCCAAGGACUUUAUCAGGAUGAUUCCAAAAGACCUCUAUGAUGAGGCCUGCGAAAAAUUGAUGCCGUUGAAAAACAGCAGAGGUAAAGUGAUCGCCUAUUUUUUUGCCAUCCUUAUCGUCAUGUUCGCAGUUUUUGUUGUCGUUACGGAAGCACCCAGAGCUGAUGACCUAACAAAAGCUCUAGGAACCCUGCUCGCAAUUUUGCUUCCUCAGAUUGUUGAAAUGUUCUUCGGUAAAGAUCCUCUGGUGAAAAAAGCAGACGAUGAAGAUUUUGACAAGAAAGUUGCAUCUUUUGUAAAUGAAUAUCUUUCCAAUAAUGCCAACCAAAAUGCUAACAGUAACAAUAAUAAUGGAUCGAGGGUGGAAAUUACCUUAUCCACGGACACUACUCCAUUAUUGACCAGCCGCCCGUAUGGCAGUUAUUCAGAGGACACAGGCCAAGGAAGGACAUCAACUGGUGCCCUACUACCCACUUCGGAAACAGUCUGA
This is a messenger RNA of Porites evermanni, 1389 nucleotides long. The record is from the annotation of a GenBank genome assembly. NCBI's taxonomy places the organism in Eukaryota, Metazoa, Cnidaria, Anthozoa, Scleractinia, Poritidae.